GCUCCCAGGGAUAGUAUAAAUUGAGGGAGGGACGACCAUAUCCGAGCCCAGAAGAGAAGAGAGAGAGAGAGAGAGAGAGAGAGAGAGAGAAAGAUUGGAAUUGAAGUUGAAGUGUCAACAACUCGCCGUUGAUCAAUCCACUACGCGUAGCCGUCGCCGGAAAACUUUCGCCGCUCAUCUCUUCUGGUGAGAAUAGCGUAUGGAGAAGGAACAAGAAUUAGAGUGGGCAGAGGCCCAGAAGAUUGGGAUUACUGUAGACCUAGUUGCUGCAGCCAAACGGCAACUGAAAUUUCUUGCAGCUGUUGAUAGGAACCGCUGGCUCUAUGAAGGCCCUGCUCUCGAAAGAGCCAUCUACAGGUACAAUGCUUGUUGGCUGCCAUUGCUUGCAAAAUAUUCUGAGGGCCAGAUCAUCGAAGGACCUUUGGUUGUUCCUCUUGAUUGUGAAUGGGUUUGGCAUUGCCACAGGCUAAAUCCAGUUAGGUACAAGUCCGACUGUGUGGAAUUAUAUGGAAGGAUUCUUGACAACCACAAUGUUGUUUCUUCUAUUCAAGGGUCUUCAAAAAGGGAAACUGAACAGACUUGGAACGAACUAUAUCCCAAUGAACCCUAUGAUUUUCCUAAGAAGAAACAAAGGUCUUGCAAAAUUGAAAGUGAACAAACUUGGAACAAAUUGUACCCCAACGAACCCUAUGAUUUUGAUUUGCCCAGUGGUUUCUUUGAAAAAGUAUCUGGAGAUGGAAAAUACACACAAUAUGAUUUGCUUUCAGCUGUUCAAAGGCAGGUUCCAUUUUUUUACCAGGUUUCCAGACCCCAUAUGGACAAUGAUCUCUUUCUUGAAGCAGCUGUAGCUAGAUACAAAGGGUUUCUGCAUCUAAUCAAGAAGAACAUGGAGAGAUCUUUAAAUCGCUUUUGUGUUCCAACAUACGACGUUGACCUUAUCUGGCACUCUCAUCAGUUACAACCUGCUUGUUACUGCAAAGACCUCAAAGGAAUACUUGGGAAGGUUUUAGAACAUGAUGACACAGAUUCAGACAGAUCAAAAGGGAAGAAGUUGGAUUCUGGAUUUUCUGAUACUACCAAGCAGUGGGAGGAUACAUUUGGCACGAGGUAUUGGAGAGCAGGGGCAAUGUAUAGAGGUUCUGCCCCAUCUCCUAUCAUGGCGCCUCCUUGUUCUUCAUAUAUUGUGGCCGAGAAGGUUGUUGCGUCCAAUGAGCAUAAGGAAACUGUACGUCUUCCUCGUGUGAAGGCUGUGGAGGUCAUGGUGGAAUUUGUUGGUGUCAGAAACUUACCAGAAGACCACAAGGGAACUCUGUCUGUCAUAUUUGCUAAAUCACAGCCUGAUACAAUCUUCAAUGCCAAGAGGAGACUCAGUAUUUUAUCAGAGUCUGGGGAGAAACAGGUUGCUUCUUUCAAUUGUCAAUCUAAUGGAUAUCUGCUAUUUGAACUGGUCUCCCGCUCUCCUUCCAACUUAAAACUAUCAAGGCCAUAUAAAACUUUGGGUUCCACUUCUUUCUCUCUGGAGCAUUUCCUGAACCCCGUUUCCACCCUCUCCGUUGAGAAGUGGUUGGAGUUGACGCCAAGUUGCCGAGUGGACUCAAAGCCAAUAGGUCUAAGGGUUGCCCUCUCAUUUUCCAUUCCCACCCCAGCACCACAUGUGCUUCACAUGGUUCAUUCCUACCCGUUCUGGAAGAGGUCUUGUUUUUUUCCAUUUCCUGGAAUGUUGCAAUUCACUCAAAGUGGGACUCGUGUCAUUGAUGAAGGUUGCAAUGAGGUCAUCAGCCUCCAGAUGAGGGGCAGAAAUAACUCUAAAUUGAAGAAAGAGGUGAUUGGAAUUUCAAAAUCUGGCAAAGUAUGUACUCUUGCCGAAUUCGUAGGGGCAGAAUGGUCUUUAAUAGAUUCUUCCCCAUGGUCUCUCGACCUUCGGAAAAGAUCCGAUAAAGAUGGUGACCUUUUUGAGCUCACAGGCCUUCGGAAGGUAAAACUAUUCCCUGGUAGAAAUCUGGAAUAUGAACCCAAGCAAUGUGAUAAGCAUAGAAGCGAACGUGACUUCGUGACCUUAGUAGAAUUCUCAGCAGAAGACCCGUAUGGCAGGGCAAUUGCAUUGCUUGACUUGAAAUCCGGGAUUUCCAAGGUAAAAGAAGAAUGGCUGGUAUUGCCUGGAAUCAUUUUGACAUUUAUUCUUUCUGAUAUUUUGAGAGAGAAGGGAUAUGAAGGCCUACAACAUAGUGAAUUUGGAAACAAAUUGAUCACAAAGAAGGAAGCGGCCUUGAAUGUGGACACGGCUAACAAAAACAGACUGGCAUCAGAAAAAGCCACAGCAUGUAGCGAAGGGUGUGAUAGUGGGUGUAGAAAUGCAUUACUGAGAGGAGGUGGAAACACACUGAAAAGUGGUGGUUCUGGAGGCGGAAGUGGAAAUAUAGUGAAGAGUGGCAGUUGUGGUAGUGGUUGUGGCGGCAAAUGUGGAAACAUGGUUAAGAGCGGUGGUUGUGGCAGUGGUUGUGGAGGCAGUUGUGGAAAUAAGGUGAACAGCAGUGGCUGUGGUGGUGGGUGUGGUGGUGGUAAAUGUGGAAUUACGGUGGACAGCGGUGGUUGUGGCGGGUGUGGUGGUGGUGGUGGUUGUGGAAGCGGAUGUGGAAAGAUGGUGAACAGCAGUGCGUGCGGUAGUGGUUGUGGUGGAAAAUGUGGAAACUUGGUGAAGAGUGGUGGCUGCGGUAGUGGUUGUGGUGGAGACUGUGGGAACAUGGUGAAUAGUGGUGGAUGCGGAGGUUGUGGGGGUGGUUGUGGCGGUAAGGCAUCUGGAAAAAGUACUGCCAAUCCCUCUGCCUUGGGAAACCCAAAUUAAGCGCCUAUCCAAGAGAAAUGAAAAGAGUCUGCUUGCCUCUCGUUUUUCGCUUUCAGGAGAUCGGUUCCUAAAGUAGUUUCUUUGUGUCGAAACUCUGGUUCCUGCAUUGUUGAUGUCGAAAGCUUAAUACCAUCAUGUAUCUUGUUGUGUUCUUUAAUAAAGCCUUCUGAUGACCAUUUCUCAGGUUGUCUGUUGGUUCAAAUCCAUCAAUAAGAAUUUGCUCGGUGUUUGGUCA
Rhododendron vialii is the source of this 3077-nucleotide messenger RNA. RefSeq names its product glycine-rich domain-containing protein 1-like. Bases 200 to 2842 code for a protein of 880 amino acids. NCBI's taxonomy places the organism in Eukaryota, Viridiplantae, Streptophyta, Magnoliopsida, Ericales, Ericaceae. The record is from RefSeq and is a predicted model, not a curated record. The transcript is spliced from 9 exons.